Molecule: messenger RNA, 1685 nt
Organism: Culicoides brevitarsis
Lineage: Eukaryota; Metazoa; Arthropoda; Insecta; Diptera; Ceratopogonidae
Product: FK506-binding protein 59-like
Exons: 2
Coding region: 165-1568 (467 amino acids)
Molecular function (GO): protein binding; peptidyl-prolyl cis-trans isomerase activity
Source: RefSeq, a predicted model, not a curated record
UCGAGUGAAGAACGGAUCGAAAAUUCCAGAAAUUUCUUUUAUUAAUUAUCCAGUUCGCAUUAAAGGUUACGAAUUCAAACGAAACGGAAGUCAUAGAGAAAUAUUCACUGUUUAACAUUUAAUUCAAGUCAAAAAGAAAGAACGAAAAAAUCAACUCAAACAAAAUGUCUGAAGAAAAAUCGAUUGAGGAAGUUUCAAAAAUUGAACUAAAAGAGGGAGAAAUCGACCUUUCUGGCGAUGGAAGAGUUUCAAAGUUGAUUCUGAAGGAAGGAGAAGGAGACGAAACACCUCAAGAUGGAUGUCGUGUUUCGUUGCAUUACACCGGCAAACUGACGAAUGGAACACAAUUCGACUCGUCUGUUGAGCGAAAUGAGCCUUUUGAGUUCGAUUUGGGCAAAGGAAGCGUUAUCAAGGCUUUCGACAUGGGAGUUGCUUCGAUGAAAAAAGGAGAAAAGUGCGUUUUAACAUGCGGUUCAGAAUACGCUUAUGGCGAAGCAGGUUCCCCUCCAAACAUUCCCCCAAAUGCUACAUUGCUUUUUGAACUCGAAUUGCUCGGAUGGAAGGGAGAAGAUUUGAGUCCUCGCAAAAGCGAUGGAAUUAUUCGUUACACAAUUGUCAAGGGCACGAAAAAAGGAUCUCCCAAAGAAGGGUCUUUCGUGAAAAUCAAGUUGAAGGGAACAUACGAAGGUCGAGUUUUCGAAGAACGCGAAGUUGAAUUCAAUAUUGGCGAAGGAUUGGAACAAAACAUUGUCGAUGGUGUCGAAAUUGCACUCGAAAAGUUCAAGGAAGGCGAGAAAAGUCGAUUGGAAAUUGCCGCAGAGUACGCAUUCGGAGCUGAAGGCAACAAAGAAUUUGGAAUUCCUGCUGGAGCAACAGUUAAUUACGAAGUCGAGUUGUUAACUUUUGAAAAAGUAAAGAAUUCAUGGGAGCUCGAUGACGCUGAAAAACUCGAACAAGCAACUUUGCUCAAGGAACAAGGCAACAAAUACUUGAAAGAAUCAAAAUUGCUUCUUGCUUUGAAGAAGUAUAAUCGUGCCAAGGGUUAUUUGACAGGAUUUGUGAACGAAACUGACGCUGUCAAGCAAUUACAAAUAGCCGUGCAUUCAAAUCUCUCACUUUUGUAUCAGAAGCAAAACAAUAACGACGAAGUGUUUGCCAAUUGCAACAAAGUUCUGGAAUUGGAUCCUAAAAACGUAAAAGCUCUUUAUCGUCGAGGCAUGGUACGAAUCACAACGCAAGAUUUUGAACAAGCAAUUGCCGAUUUCAACGCCAUACUUGAAGUUGAACCAAACAACAAGGCAGCUCAGAACCAAAUAACGAUCGCAAAACAUCACAUUGCCGAAUACAAGAAGAAGGAAAAGAAAUUGUACAGCAAUAUGUUCACGAAAUUCGCAACACGUGACAAAAAUGCAGAAGAUGAGGCAAAAAAAGGCCUUCCUGAUGUCAUGAACAGCAAAUUUGGCGAAUGGAAUGCCGAAGAACGCGAACGAGAACCCACAAAAUUCGAACAAGAAAAUCCCGAUGUUCUCAUGUUGAAUGGAUCUUCAAAAGAAUUCCAAAAUAUGUAAUUCCUUACGUACUUCUACUUUUAAAAUACUUAAAAUGACCAAUACGGUGGAUCAAAACUUAAUUAGGAAAUAAAUUUUUCGCAUUUUUGAUUGAAAAUAAAAUGGUUUCGAGCACCC